Pseudovirgaria hyperparasitica is the source of this 774-nucleotide messenger RNA. RefSeq lists its product as uncharacterized. The record is from RefSeq and is a predicted model, not a curated record. The coding region runs from base 1 to 774 and encodes 257 amino acids. The transcript is spliced from 2 exons. NCBI's taxonomy places the organism in Eukaryota, Fungi, Ascomycota, Dothideomycetes, Acrospermales, Acrospermaceae.
AUGGAUGCAAUUUCCGCCAACCAGGCCCUCGUCGACCCUAAUGCUUUCCAUAACCAUCCUUACCCAGCAUUGAUGGAUGUCGUCAUUGAAGAUAGUCCUUCACUUAUCACCUUCCUUCUAUAUGAGUCUAAAGAUGACUCUGAAGCUAAGAGCAGCUUCGUUAUGCACGAGAACCUGGCCCGGUCUUCAUCGACUUUUCUGGAAAUCGCUAUUGAAAAUACCUGGAUUGACACGCAGGAGAAGACUGUGGAACUAUAUGGGUUCAAGACUGAACCAUUUACGGUGUUCUAUAACUGGGUACAUACCCAACAGCUGCCGGUUUCGUUUGGACCUCAGCGUGAUGUUAGUGCGCAGUUGCAGGACCUUGACCUGGUUCUGACAGCAUACUCUCUCGGGGAAAAACUUCAUGCAAUGGAUUUCAAAGACGCACUACUCGACGCUUAUUGUUGGUUUUGCCGUUCGUUUGAACCAUAUUCGAACUAUAUAAUUCUUGGCCCUCCAAUCCAGAUUGGUUGGGUCUGGAGUGAGACUCCUCCAGCCUCGAAGAUCCAUGAACUACUACUCGACUGCAUAAAUUAUAAUGGCGGCGAACCGAGCUUGUGUGAAGAACAAGUAGAGCUAUUCUCGCAAGACUUUCUUCGGGCAGUAGCCCAAGAAACAUAUUCCAAGCCUGGACCCGAAGCAGUUCGACACAAACCCAUCAUGCACCCCGAUCCAUGCCAUUACCAUGAGCAUGGGCAGGAGAACAAUUGUUACAAAGCUCGUCUCUUCUAA